This is a messenger RNA of Podarcis lilfordi (Lilford's wall lizard), 4179 nucleotides long. The record is from the annotation of a GenBank genome assembly. Lineage: Eukaryota; Metazoa; Chordata; Lepidosauria; Squamata; Lacertidae.
AUGGCGACGCUAAUCCGCAGCAAGAUCUCCAAUGUGGCCACCUCGGUUUCGAACAAGUCUCAGGCGAAAGUCAGUGGGGUGUUCGCCCGCUUGGGCUUCCAGGCGGCGACGGACGAGGAGGCGGUGGGAUUCGUGCACUGCGAUGACCUGGACUACGAGCACCGGCAAGGGCUGCAGAUGGACAUCUUGAAAUCCGAGGGCAGCGAGGAAGGAGGGGAGCCGCCCUUGGAAGGGGACAUCCACUACCAGCGGGACGGCACCGGGCCCCUGCCUCCGUCCGCCUCCAAGGACGAAGGCGUCUGCUCCGAGCUGUCCGGCCAAGGGAAGCCCAGGAUCACAGCCUGGGAAGCCGGCUGGAAUGUCACCAACGCCAUCCAGGUAACGCAACUCCCCCCCCCCCCCAAUUCCAUUGCUCUUCAUUCGGUGGGGCGGGGUCCUGGCUCCCUUGGAACCGGCGGCAGAGCCUGGCCACUGCCUUGCAGAGAGUCAGGACGCCCUCCUCCCCCCCACCUCCUUCCUAGGGGCCCGUGCGCAUCAUGGUUCGCCCUGGAGCGAAUUCCGUCGCAGAUGCGGCUCAGCUGCGCCCUGCCCUCACGCUCCCUGCCCUCAUAGGACCUUAGAGGCGGUGGAGGAACCUCCAACGGACCACCUAGUGCAAACCACUUCUCCUAGGAACUUGUGGACUCCCGAGACCACGUCGCACAUGGGUGAUUGCACAUAACAUAACUGGGGCCGGGACAUUCAAGGAUUAGGGGUUAGGUCGCGAUUCGGGAGCACAUACUUAAGAUCGCAUCACACGCAUCAACAGCCAACAACUUCUCUUUUUAGGUCAGUUAAAAGAAUGGCCAAAGAAUUCUCUCCCUACUUCAGUCUCUCUCUCUGUCCUUCUCUUUUUUCUCUCUCUUCCCUCCUCCCUCUCCCCACCUCAAUUCGGUCCAUCUUAUUCCUGCAGUGAUGAUGUUAAUCCAUGUUUCUCAUGCUGAGAAAUCAAAACGCAGACAUUGUUACGGAACACAAAAGACUGUGGUGUCGGGUAUGCACCUCGAAAUCCGAAUGGCCCUUCUGCCUCUUCUUUCUUUCCUCCUCAAUUCGGUGUUUUUUGUUUUGUUUUGGUGCAUAGCACCGCUUCUGGCUCGACUCUGCACCUCGACAUAACCAAGGCAACAGAUGGUCCAAACAGGAGAGCCUGUUCCCUCCUCCCCUAGGCGUUUCAGAGUCUGUAUUAAUUUUCCUCUGCCCAUUCAGCUAAUAAAAAGAGAAAGCCGCGCAUUUGGAAUGUGACUCGCCUAAGGAGUAAAUGGAAAAACACACAGAGACACUAUACAUUAACGUCUUUUUGCAUCGUAGUACUUAAACUGACGGUUCCUGGUUUUAAUCUCUCAAACCAAACUGCACAAUCUCACUGAGUCCCCCCCCCCCGCCCCCACUUUCCUUUAAAGAGUUAAUUUUGUGUGUUCAAAAGUGCAGGUGCAUAAAGUCAAGAACUCCUGUUACAGACAAUAAAAAAAUGCGAUGUAACGAAAUGACAUCCCGGUGUUCUUCGGUUUCAAUCGGAUAUUCUUCAGAUCCGAAAGGAGGAAAGUAAUAAUUGAUCAGGAAAUGCUUCUUAGGAAGAUAAAGUUGCAUUUCCAUACUUGUGAUCGAUUUUCGUUGGGUAUUAAAAGGCUGGAAACGGAAUGCGAGACUCCCCAAGCCUGUCUAUUGAUAUUUUAAAAUAUUUCCCUGUCCAAUUUAUUGCCAGGUCUGAUAAAAUUCAAUUUAAUUUACAGCCAAAUCGAAUUUUUGUAAAAAAAUGUUUUCUUAUUUGAAAAUGUGGCGGAGUUUUUUGAUACCUAGAGGAAUCUUCGAUUAUCAAGACUGCUUCUAAAAAUGCCCUCUGUAACGAUUCACCAAUAUGGCUUAUAAACCAGUCCGGCCAUAGGACUAGAUUCAUUUGGCUGAACUGGUUUUCAGUUUGCAUAAGGAACCUAAUGGGAAUGUCUUCUAGCUUAAACCAAGGCAUUUUACAUUUGCAAUAAUGAAUUAACGAAUGUUUCAUUGCAGAAUCGCAUAUUUGGGAGGGGGGAGGAGAGGAAAGGAAUUGUGCGGAUCCUCAGAUUAUAACUCCAAACAGUUUGAAACACCAAAACUUUAUUAUUCUGUCUGAUAUUGCACCAGGUACUAGGUACAAUUUAUUUAAUUAUUUUAAAAGAGCAGCAAAUUGAGCCAGCUGCUUACAGUCUUAACAAGAUAAGAUACAAAGGGGAAGGGGAAGAGUUACGAAUAUUUGUGUUCGCUACUGAUUCAAAAUAUAUCCUUUCAAUUUUCAAAGAAGGGAAUGAAUUUGAGAGCUGCCAGCCACUUCUUUGUGUGAGAUAUUUUCAAGAUUGCUUCAAUGCUUUGGAUCUUAAAAAACAAAAACCCAGUCAAAGGAAAAAGGGUCAAAAGCCAUUUAAAGAAAUGCAGUGAAUCCAAUGCAUUCUCACCUAGAGAUAAAUCCUAUAAUGUUCAAUGGGGCUUACUGCCUUGCAAGUGUGUUAGGGAUUGCAGUCUUAAUGUGAGUUUAAAAUAACAAAAAGCAUCUGCAAGCAAGGACGAUGAUUUAUUGAAAUUUAUUCCACAACAUUUUGGAUUACUUAACUGGUUUUUUAAAAAGCUUUUAAAUAUUUAACUAUUUAUGCUCCCCCCCCUCUCCAAAGCAUACAACUUUUUCUUUUUAAAAAAGAAAGAAACCACAGAAUUUAAAUGACAGAAUCCCCACCACCGCCACUUUAAAUAAAGGUUCUGUGAUUACAUUCAAACAUUUAAGAGUUAUUACAUGAAGAAAAGUGAAUUAUGCUAUUUCUUUCUGGGGUCUGUCCUGAUUUUUAUUUAAUUCUAUGGAAGAUUGGAGGGGUGGGGGUGGGUAACAGGCCCUUGCAUUUUGUUUCUGUCCCUUCCACCUCCACCCCCCCGAGUUGUCACGUGCUAAGUAAAACUGAGCAACACAGUCUCCAUUUUGUCUCUUUUUAGGGGAUGUUUGUCCUUGGCCUGCCCUAUGCUAUACUCCAUGGUGGAUACCUAGGACUCUUUUUAAUUAUUUUUGCAGCAGUGGUUUGCUGCUACACUGGGAAAAUCCUCAUUGCCUGUCUCUAUGAAGAGAACGAAGACGGGGAGAUAGUCAGGGUGAGAGACUCCUAUGUGGACAUUGCGAAUGCUUGCUGUGCUCCCAGGUUCCCCUCGCUUGGGGGCAGGAUUGUGAAUGUGGCUCAGAUCAUAGAGUUGGUCAUGACCUGCAUCCUUUAUGUGGUGGUCAGUGGCAACCUGAUGUACAACAGCUUCCCAACCUUGCCGGUCUCUCAGAAAUCAUGGUCCAUCAUUGCCACAGCUGUGCUCCUUCCUUGUGCUUUCUUGAAGAACCUCAAGGCUGUCUCCAAGUUCAGCUUGCUCUGCACCUUGGCCCAUUUUGUGAUCAACAUUUUAGUCAUCGCCUACUGCCUCUCCAGAGCCCGCGACUGGGCAUGGGACAAAGUCAAGUUUUACAUUGAUGUGAAGAAGUUCCCCAUCUCCAUCGGCAUCAUUGUCUUCAGCUACACCUCUCAGAUCUUUCUGCCUUCCUUAGAAGGGAACAUGCAGAACCCUAAGGAGUUCCACUGCAUGAUGAACUGGACUCACAUAGCUGCUUGCAUCCUGAAGGGACUCUUUGCCUUGGUUGCCUACCUGACUUGGGCCGACGAGACAAAGGAAGUCAUCACAGAUAACUUACCAUCCACCAUUAGGGCCGUCGUCAACCUUUUCUUGGUGGCCAAAGCUUUGCUGUCCUACCCAUUGCCGUUCUUUGCAGCUGUGGAGGUCCUGGAGAGAUCCCUCUUCCAAGAUGGAGCCAGGGCCUUCUUCCCUAAUUGCUAUGGAGGUGAUGGCAGGAUCAAAUCCUGGGGACUCACCCUCAGGUGUGCCCUUGUAGUUUUUACCUUGUUGAUGGCCAUUUAUGUCCCUCAUUUUGCCCUCCUGAUGGGCCUGACCGGGAGCCUCACAGGUGCAGGCCUCUGUUUCCUCCUCCCCAGCCUCUUCCACCUCAAGCUCUUGUGGAGGAAGCUCUUGUGGCACCAUGUCUUCUUUGAUGUGGCCAUUUUUGUAAUAGGGGGUAUAUGCAGUGUGUCUGGGUUCAUUCACUCUUUAGAAGGCCUCAUCGAGGCUUAUAGAACCAAUACAGAAGACUAA